Betta splendens (Siamese fighting fish) is the source of this 1014-nucleotide messenger RNA. RefSeq names its product solute carrier family 66 member 3 (gene slc66a3). NCBI's taxonomy places the organism in Eukaryota, Metazoa, Chordata, Actinopteri, Anabantiformes, Osphronemidae. The record is from RefSeq and is a predicted model, not a curated record. The transcript is spliced from 7 exons. Bases 125 to 745 code for a protein of 206 amino acids.
AUCUAAAUCACGUCACCUUGACACUGUUGCCCGCGCUAAACCAGAAACUGGCUGUUAGUUUUAGGAAAGCCCUGAGAAUUUAAGUGAUCUGACGUUCACGCUUUUCUUUUUCUCGCUCCACACAAUGCAGUCCGACACGUUGCUGCACGUCGCCAACUUCAGCACCUUAUUUGUGUGCAUGGUGCUGAAGUUUCCGCAGAUUUUCGUACUGAUGCGAGCGAAAUCUACGACAGGAGUCAGCCUCAACAGCCUCCUGCUCGAGCUGAUCGGGUUCAUUGUCUUUGUGACGUACCAGAUGUACUAUGACUACCCACCUCCUACAUACCUGGAAUACCCCAUCCUCAUUGCCCAAGACGUCAUGCUGCUUCUGCUGAUUCUACACUACAACGGCAGCCUGCGGCAGAGUGUCAUCUACGCCUCGGUGUUUGUGGGGGGUUGGAAGCUCCUCACUGUGGAGAAGUGGAUCAUCGAUCUGGCUAUGAGUCUUUGCACGUUCAUCAGUGCAGCCAGUAAGUUUGCCCAGCUGCAAUGCCUGUGGAGGUCUAAGGACGCUGGGCAGGUUAGCGCCCUCACCUGGGGGAUGGCUACCUACACCUGUAUAGCACGGAUUUACACAACCACUGUGACGACUGGAGACGUGCAGGUUCUGGUUCGCUUCAUCGUCAUGACCUUGCUGAACCUGUGGGUGCUGCUCACUGUCUUCUACUACCAGAAACACAGCAGUAGCUCCAAGAAGAGAGACUGAGCUUCAGUGGGGUCCCAGAGCUGACAGCUUCUCACAGGACGCUCACAUCGUCUACUGGCCCAUUGUCAUCAGUGACUCAUAUGUUUAAUAUAUUGACCUCAGUAAUGAACCCACACACCGUUACCAUUCCUCUUUAUACAGUAUUUGAAGACAUAAGCCCAUAAGUAUAUGGGAAAUGUUCCUCCCAGGAGAAGCAAUACUGUGUUUCAAAUCAUUUUUAGUUUUAUAAAUGUUUUUUGUGAAGUGUUAUAAACAUUUUGGCUUCUUAA